Oreochromis niloticus (Nile tilapia) is the source of this 2097-nucleotide messenger RNA. RefSeq names its product doublecortin domain containing 2C (gene dcdc2c). The transcript has 12 exons. NCBI's taxonomy places the organism in Eukaryota, Metazoa, Chordata, Actinopteri, Cichliformes, Cichlidae. Gene Ontology annotation, biological process: intracellular signal transduction. The record is from RefSeq and is a predicted model, not a curated record. Bases 311 to 1525 code for a protein of 404 amino acids. Gene Ontology annotation, cellular component: microtubule; microtubule organizing center.
AUAAUGAAAAUUAAAAAUGAGUUUGUUUUUUUUUAAUACAGACCUAUGAGUGGUUUAGCUAAAUAUGUAAAACCGACUGGGGUCAUCCCACUGGUUUGGAAUCGAACACUAAAUUAACCUUAGCUACACAAUAGAAGACACGACAGAGACGGUGGAUACGCAUCUUAAUACUACACCUCUCAUGUGGAAGAACUGAGAAGCUGUCUCCAGUUACGUCUCCGGAGGCUCAACAGAGCUGACACAUUGACUCCUGACACCAAGGGCCACCGCUGUUUGCUGUUUUAAACCGUUCUCGUUAGCUAACACAAGUAUGCCCAGCACAUUAGGGAGAAGUGACUUGCCACCCACAAAAACAAUCGUCGUCUACAGGAACGGAGAUGCCUAUUUUCCCGGCAGGAAAGUAGUUGUGAAUCCGCGGCACGUGCCAUACUUUGACAACUUUCUGACAUCUCUGACCAAAGGGAUUGAAGCACCUUUUGGCGCUGUGAGGAGGCUCUACACCGCCACACAAGGCCACCAAGUUCACCAUCUGGAUGACCUUCAGCACGGGAGUGUGUAUGUCGCGGCCGGAAAUGAGGCGUUCAAGAAACUGAAUUAUUGUGAAAUAGCAGCCAAGAAGCCACAGAAUAAGAAAAAAGAACAGAUCCAACCUGUUGUUCACAGCAGGAUAGUAGUUUCUGCCCGCUGGAAGAGAACUGCUGAUGAGUCUUGCACAAUAAAUGUCUUCACCAACGGAGAAGUGCUGCUUCCUCCGGCUCGAAUACGGAUCCCAAAGUAUACCCUUAGAAGCUGGGAAAACGUUUUAGCUAUGGUGACAGAGAAAGUGCGUCUUCGCACGGGUGCUGUUUUCAGGCUUUGCACAUUGAACGGACGCCCUAUCUCCGGUCCCACUGAACUGGAGAACAACCACUACUAUGUUGCAGUUGGUUCAGAAAAGUUUAAGGCUCUCCCAUAUUACCAGUGUGUCCCCAGGAGGGAUUUGCUUAGGGAAAAUAACAUGACUGAAGGCCAAGACAUCCUGCCCAGUACCAAAAUCAAAAGAUGUGCAAAGAAUGCGACAAGCUCUGGAGAAGACCUUGAGCACACAGCCAGGGGCCAGACAAAGAAACUCACAGCCAAGGCAGAGAGAACCAAACAACGAGGGCAGGUGUCCAAGAACCCAGUUCUCUUCCCCCCAGUGGAGGGCAGCGUGUUCAAUGCACAAAACAAAAGGAGUGAGAUGGCAGGAGCAGCAGAGGUGCAGGAAGACCGCCAGUUGAAGGUGGAUCUGCCAAUUGAUCAGGUUGAGGCCAAGAUAGUUGAAGAGGAGUAUGAAGAUGGGAAUCGUUGUGCGAGUUCCUGCAAGGCCUCGCUCCGUGAUUCAGAUGACUCGAGUAUGCAAAGGUCUUACACCACAGAUUCCGGGAAAAAUCUGAUUUAUGUUUUCCAGGAGGCUAAAGAGAGGGAGGCGUCUUCCAAGCUCGGCAGAAUACGGUCGCAGAUGUCCCGGUUUUUCAAGGGAAGAAAACUGAAACUUCAACAUUAGUUGUUUAGAUCUGCAUGAGAUUCACUCCAGAGAAUAAGAAGGACCAAAGGCUGUGUGUUAGAAAUCAGCCAUUGUGAUGUGAAAGAGGCAUCUGUGUGUGAUCUUCGCAACACUUGAGACGACAGGCUCUGUGAAGUGCACCACUGCCCAGUUACACAUGAGCUUUGAUUGCUAGUUUGUUCUGUGCGUGGCCCCGCAGCUUUGAACUGUGUCUCAAGAUGAAAGCCAACCUUGUCCACAGUAUGUCCACUGCAGACCGCUGCUGUUGCUUAUUUGCUUCAGGCAUGAUCAAGGGCUUUGGGACUAUUCUUUUUUACAGUUCUUUACCAUACUGCAUUAUGUAUAAUUUAUCAUACAGUGGAUCCUGAGACAGCACCCUGUCUCCACUCCAUUUUAAUUUAAAGCCUCUUCUCUCUUUCCGUAUCUUGCAUUGACUGUGGUCAGUGUAUGAUACUACUCAGGUAUGUCUUUGUUGUGUCCAGUUAACAGACUUUGAAAUUUGUGGCAUUUGAGCAUGACCACAAAAAAAGAAAACCUCAGUGCCUUUUCUCUCUCUCUCUCUUGUCCUCUCU